Molecule: messenger RNA, 957 nt
Organism: Bactrocera latifrons
Lineage: Eukaryota; Metazoa; Arthropoda; Insecta; Diptera; Tephritidae
Product: alcohol dehydrogenase 1
Exons: 3
Coding region: 85-561 (158 amino acids)
Cellular component (GO): cytoplasm
Molecular function (GO): oxidoreductase activity, acting on the CH-OH group of donors, NAD or NADP as acceptor
Source: RefSeq, a predicted model, not a curated record
ACAGUCGCUGGCCAAAGAGUUGCAGAGAAGUGUUUUUAUACAAAUUACGGUGUUUCUGGAUUUUGAACUAAAUUUUCAUUAAAUAUGAGUUUGGCGGGUAAAAAUGUUGUGUUCGUUGGUGGCUUGGGCUUCAUUGGUUAUGAAGCUUGCAAAGCACUGCUGACCAGAGAUUUGGGGGUGAUAGUCAAUAUUGCUUCCGUGUUGGGUUUGGAGCCCGCACCACCCACCGCCGUCUACUGCGCAUCGAAAUUCGGUGUUAUGGGCUUCUCRCGUUCACUUGGCGAUCCGCAUUAUUAUGAGCACACCGGCAUUGCGGUGGUCACUUUCUGUCCCGGUUUGACUGAUACGCCCUUGAAGAACAACAUUGCCACCAAAUAUACUUUCGACUAUUCCAAGGAGAUUGGCGAGAAACUGAACAACUCCAAAACACAGAAACCCGAAAUUUGUGGCCAACAUUUGGCCCAAGUCGUUGAGUUGAUGGACAAUGGCGCCAUCUACAUUAGUAACCAAGGCACAUUGACCAAAGUGAAGCCAAGCGUCUACUGGGAACCUACUUAUUAGUGACUUUGGGAAAAUUUUAUAAAAUAGUUAUUAUUAAUGCGCUUUUACUACCAAAGUUAGUUAGAGAAAAACGUGUUAUAUAAUUUAAGUUUUAUAAAUUUUAGUGAAAUUAUGAAAAUUAUUUUUAUAAAAAAUGUAAUGAAAAGUCUAGUCUGAUUCUGGGAAAUAUAAUAAUUUUUAAAUUUUGAAAAUAAAAAAUAAGUGGGAGAGCGAUACUAAACUUCAAGAUUGCCAGAAAUAAGCUUUUUUUAUUUUAUGAGCAAAUAUAAACUUAGAUUUUCCGUUGUGAAAAAUAUUUUCGAAAUCUCUGGCUUUCGCAUGAGAUUGUCAUGCCAAACCUUAUUCGCUGCAUCCAUCGCCACUAUUUAUAAAUAAAUAUUUAUUUUUAGAAACUAA